ACACACAAGCGGGUACUCACAUCUGGACGAGCCUUAAUACGUCAAUGCGAAUAUUUAUCGUACGCGGAACGUUUCGUGCAAUUUCGCGACUAAACAUAAGAGUCCAAAAUUCUCGGACUUAAGAAGAAAAAAAGUAUACAUGAGUUGACGUGAGUGAGUGCCCCGUCAUCGCUGGAAAAUCCUUCGGACAUGAAGGAAGUGCACAGCUGAACUUUGAAACUUUGAACUGCGCUAUCAGCAGGUUUUAGCACGUUCUACGCCGAGUCAGCCGAGUGCCGCUAUCGCAAGAUCUUCGGAGAAACAGACGUGAAAUCCGAAAACGAUGGCACCAAGACGGAGUAACAAUAUCAAUAGUAAUCAGCUCAGGAAUUCUAGCUUUCCGUCCAGCAUGCCGGGAUCACACUCCUUUCAAACUGGAGCUGGAGCCAUUCCACCUCCGUUACCACCUCGCCAGCCAGUUCAAAGUUAUUUAGGAUAUAACGAUUAUAGACCAUAUGGUUCGAGUUAUGGCUAUGGCAAUUAUGGAUAUGGAGGUUACAGAGGUUACGGUGGAUAUGGAUCUUUUGGUAGUUACAUUCCCUAUUCUGGCAACAGCUAUGGACAAAUUGGAGGACAUAGUGGUGAUGUGGAAAAUAGAUUUCAACAGUAUGUAGAGGAGAGCACAAGAUCGACUUUUCGUGUAGUAGAGACCGUAUUACAUACAUUUUCGUCCAUCACAAUGUUACUGGAAUCAACAUAUUUUGCAUUGACAAAUUCCUUCCGUGCGAUUUUAAGCGUGGCAGAUAAUAUCGGUAGACUGCGGUCAACAAUCGGCCAGUUAUUAAGCACGUUUGCUUUAAUCCGCGCCAUGAAAUGGAUUUACAGAAGGAUUUUAUUUAUGCUUGGUCUUCAAACGCAAAAUGCUGUCGUCGAAGACUUGUGGCAGCAAUCAAUAUCACAACUAACAAACGGAGAACAGACACCAAUGACGACGACGACAACGAACGAAAGGAUUUCUCCUUGGAUGAAUAUUUUACUCCUCGGAGCGUUUGUCGCUAUUCCAUAUUUAAUUCAUAAGAUAACGAGUAACAUAAGGCAAAAUCAAAUAAAAGUUAAUGAUCCGAAAGAAUGGGUGAAAUGCGAGGAUCCAGUAUGUGUAGCAACAGCAAUGUACGAUUUCAUGGCAGUUUCUAAUGAGGAAUUGAGCCUGAGAACUGGUCAAAAAAUAUGGUUGGCGCCGCGCUCCCUGCAAUCUAAGAGCAUACCAGGUUGGUGGAUAGCCACCGAUAAUAGGAAUGUCGGUUUGGUACCUGCUAAUUAUAUAACUAUAGUCGGACAAUUGAAGAGAAAAUCAGAAUCGGAAAACAAUGGAAAUGUCAUUACAUCUACGGUAAUUCCAACUUCUAUGCAAAAUGCAACCGCUUCUGACGAACAGAUGAAUACGGUAGAACCUAACACUGGCCAACAAAAUGCUGACUUUUCUGAGAAUAAUAUUAAAGACGAUCUAUUUUAGUCGAAAUUUAUUGAAAGAUCUUGAUUUAAAUCAUUCAAAUAGUGACAUUUAAAUCGUUCACAAAGUGACAUUGUCUACUUUAAAUGGCCUAUUAUAUCUUUAUAGGACAUGACUGAUAUAAAGUAAUAUUACAAAACACGCCAUAUUUACUAGGUAUCAAACAAAGCGCAGUGAAUCAUUUUCAAUAUGUGAUUAAAUUACGUUAGUCGAUUUACUUGACACUUAAUGAUUUAUUUCUAUUGGGGAAAA
This is a messenger RNA of Mycetomoellerius zeteki, 1741 nucleotides long. RefSeq names its product peroxisomal biogenesis factor 13 (gene Pex13). Gene Ontology annotation, biological process: protein import into peroxisome matrix, docking. The coding region runs from base 323 to 1492 and encodes 389 amino acids. Gene Ontology annotation, cellular component: peroxisomal importomer complex; peroxisome; peroxisomal membrane. Gene Ontology annotation, molecular function: protein binding. NCBI's taxonomy places the organism in Eukaryota, Metazoa, Arthropoda, Insecta, Hymenoptera, Formicidae. The record is from RefSeq and is a predicted model, not a curated record. The transcript is spliced from 5 exons.